Molecule: messenger RNA, 3679 nt
Organism: Patiria miniata (bat star)
Lineage: Eukaryota; Metazoa; Echinodermata; Asteroidea; Valvatida; Asterinidae
Product: G2/mitotic-specific cyclin-B3-like
Exons: 11
Coding region: 278-1660 (460 amino acids)
Biological process (GO): regulation of cyclin-dependent protein serine/threonine kinase activity; mitotic cell cycle phase transition
Cellular component (GO): centrosome; nucleus; cyclin-dependent protein kinase holoenzyme complex
Molecular function (GO): cyclin-dependent protein serine/threonine kinase regulator activity
Source: RefSeq, a predicted model, not a curated record
GAACGUGUACAACGCUGGCGUCCAAUUCAAAAUGCUUGUGGUGCACGACGACCGUACUUAAAUAUCCAUGCAGAAUUUCUCCAUACAAUUGUACACAACAAAAGAACACACAGAACACGGACAGUGCAGUGACAGCAAGAAGGUUCAUUAGUCUUGAUGCUUGCCCAAUAAUUCUAGCUUUUUUCUCAGUGUUUGAGACCGAAAGUGGACAGAUAUUGUGUGUAAUUUGUUGUAGAUUCUGCUCAAAGGACUGACAGUAGUUUACUCCAACUCCAAGAUGCCCCUUGCAAUGAGACGAAAGCCCAAGAUGGCUAACAUCCAGCAGAUUCACCACGAUGAGCCCAAGGGACCAGCUCUGCGUCAGAGCAAGCGACGGUCCAGUGGAUCACCAAAGGGACAGCAACCAACAAAGAGGGCAGCCUUUGGUGACAUCACCAAUGCAAAACUCAUCAGAAAAGAAGGCACGAAGAAAGUGAAUAUUGUGUCUUCCAAGAAAUCCACCACGGCACAGCAGGUACCCAAAAUGAAGGAACCGCUGCUGUUGGUAAAACCCAAGACAGACACGGUGACACACCCGGUGACACACCCGGUGACAGACACCCAGCCUGAAGCCCAGGAUGAGAGCCUUGAGAUCAUCUUGUCACAGGGAUCGUCACAGGAUUCGUCACAGGAUUCAUUGCCAAGUUCACAGGAAUCCAGCUCAUCUUCACAUCAAAUGCAGUCAUCCUCAAGCUCAUCUCCAGAGAGUGUGGAUUUGGUGGAGUUAAUGAAUCAACGUAAUGAUGAGAAGACGACGGAGGCAGAUAUCAAAGACGCGGUUGCAGCAAUCACUUUACAAGAAUCACCCGACUACAAUGACAUAGAUGAGGAGAACAAAGGUGAUCCCAACCAGUCACCGAUCUAUGCGCAGGAUAUCUUCAACUACCUCAAAGAACGAGAGCUAAGAACCCCCAUAGAGUCCUACUUUGACCAGCAGCCAGAGGUGAAUCGUCACAUGAGGGCGGUGUUGGUGGACUGGCUGGUGGAGGUCCAGGAGAACUUUGAGCUGAACCAUGAGACAUUGUACCUGGCUGUCAAGCUGGUAGAUCGCUACCUGAUGAAGAAGAAAGUGACAAGAGAUAUCCUUCAGUUGCUGGGGGCAACGUCACUCUUCAUUGCCUGUAAAUACGACGAGCGUUGCCCACCUGCCCUGGAUGACUUCAAGUACAUCUGUGAUGAUGCCUAUGAGAGGCAGCAGUUUAUUGAUACAGAGAUGGUCAUCCUGUCUUUGCUGGACUUUGAUCUAGGCAUUCCGCUAUCCUACCGAUUCCUCAGAAGAUAUGCUAAGUGUGCUCAUGCCUCCAUGGAGACCCUGACUCUAGCUCGCUUCAUCUUGGAGCAAUCGUUGAUGGACGCUCAGUUCCUUGAGACGAGGGACUCAAUGAUAGCAGCGGCUGCACUCUUACUGGCAUUCAAGAUGACCAAGACAGGAGAAUGGGAUGCCACCCUUCAGCACUACUCAGGCUACAAGGAAUCUGAACUGAUGGACCUGACUCGUCAGCUGAACUCCAUGCUGGCCGCUACACCCAACAAGCAGCUCAUGACCAUCAGAAACAAAUACUCACACAAAGUUUUCUAUGAAGUUGCCAAGCUCCCAGCCCUAGAUGUGCUCCAGUUAUAAUGAAGACUUCAAGACUGCAAUCCCUUGAAUUCACCUUGUUUACGUUUGAUGAUUACAUGCGAGGAAACACAAGUCGGACAGGCGGAGCGUGAAGGAACAAAUGCAGAGCUGUGGUGCUUUUCACAAGCUUUGGCAAAGGGGUUUUGUCAGUGAUUUUGUAAAGGAGGAAGCGUCUUCAAUUGUGCUAUCCUUUCAGUGAUGAAUUGGACAUUUGAAAGAGGUGAUCAUUGACAAUUGUGUUUGUAUUUACGUCUUUAAAAUGCAGUUUGAAAUUGAAUCUCACAACAGAAUUUUUUUUUUUAGCAAGCACGUUGAAAACUUUGGUUAAAAUCAUGCCAUAUGUUCAUUGAGGAUGAGCUAAGGGAACAAUGCUUCAAAGAAAUGGAUGGGCAACCUCUAAUACCACAGCAACAGUCAGUUGUCAUUGAUGUACAGCUCAGUGCAAAUGAACCUCUGUAACCCAACACACUUGAUAUUAACUUUAAAAAAAUGAAUGUCACAGACCAAUGUGUUGAAGAAUAUUUGAAACAGUUUUUAAAAAUGCAGAUACAUGUACGUGAACAUGUUUUUUCUAAAACAUGUCUGUUUUUGCCAUGUCAUUUUUUACCAAUUCUUUUAAAUUCACUUUUAUCAUGACUGCAGUUAUCCGCGCUCUCGUGCAAUUAUUUCUUAAUCAGUUUUACACAAAGAGCCUGUCGACUUUUUAAACCUUUUUUGACUUGGUAAAAUUAAUGAUAACACUUUUUUUAUAUGAUGCCAAUUAUGUUCAUCCACUAAAAACAUACACUGUCUCCUUUUUUUGUAUUUUAAAAUCUUAUCAUUGGCAAGAGCAACUCUUUAUUGAUGAACUGGAAUGUUGUACCAUCGGGCUGACAAUUGGUCGUUUUAAGUUCCCUCUAAAUCAUGAUUUUGAACUGCAUAUAUUCUGUGUGUGGUGUUUGUUGUACAGUUUGUAAAUAUGUAUUUUCAGUAGUAACGGAAAAUUGGCUUUGAUGACCUUUGCCAAGUCAGGGAGCAAAAAAGACCAAUGCAGUUGUAAAAAAAUGUUCCUUCUAAAAAAAACCAUGUCAAGUAUUUUGGUGGUGUGAAAUUUGUAUUUCUUAGUUUUCUCUUUUUACAUUUUCGUGUACAUAAACCAGGCACAUUUUUAUACAGGAAAAGUGCAUUUGUUGGGUGUUUCGUCUCUUGUGAAACACCAAUCUCAUUUGUCAACACAGACAUAUUGUCAGUACACUACAACAUAUUUGGAAUGGUAGGAUCCCCAAACUGUCUCGUAAUGCAGACCUGCAUUGCUACCUUGUGGCUUUCAGAUUUUCGCAUUCUAAUGAUCAAAAUUUGUCCAUUAUUUUAAGGGUGCUAAGGUAAUAUCCUCGUCAUUAUAAAUGAGACUAGUUUGGACUCAAGAGACUAGUUUCUGCAGAAAGACUGUGUCAUUUGAAUCAUGUAAACUUUCAUUCAGCAUCACAUCAGUGUCUUCCAAAUAUCUUUGGUUUUUUUAUCUUUCUCAAAUGAAGUGUUUGCAAAAUUCAUUCUCAUUAAUCGCAGUCCAACAUUACAAAAUUAACAUUUAGAAACUGUUGGAUUUAAUCAAAAUACAUGUAUAUAAACAGUCAAGACAGUCCCUACCUAAAAAAAUACCAAUUUGUGAAGAAAAAGGUGAAUCAAUCAACAAUGUCAGUAACAAUUCUCACAAACUUUCCAGUUUCUUGAACCCAGGGAUUAAAAAAAACCAGAAAAUUAAAUCACUUUGGUAUUGGAGAACUUGCUGGAUUUUUUUUGUCUCAAUGUUUCACAUGGAUUUCUGUUGAUAUUUAUGAUUCAGUUAUUUCCAAAUUUUAGGCCUUACGGUAUUACCAUUAAAUAACGGGUUUCAAACUUUAAAUAGAAUUUUAGAAUUUCAAAUGAUUUGAGCACCACUCGUUGUCAGUGUGUGGACAAGUCAUUUGAAACAUUAAAUGGUGCAUUGUCUUAUAAAACUGAAGAGAAAUAAAAUAUGAAUGGUAUAAUGUACAUCUUUAA